ACACACACACACACACACACACACACACGUGCACGUGCACAAAUAACUUUACUUCAAGACAGAGAGAGGUCGUUGCUUCUCAGAAGUUUAAAGGGAAUUUAAGAGUGUCUGCUGUUGCACAGAGCAGAAAGACAUCUUUCAUUGUUAGUACCAAGAUUUUAAUCAUUCUACAGCAUGGCCGGAAUGUAUGGAUGCUUCAAGAGCAAAAAAUGAAGCGGAGAAUGUCGCCGUGGGGAGCCAGCUUUGGAAGCGGGCGAAGCAGUGACCCUGCCGCCAUGGCAUCCGGACCUCCAGAUGUGAUGGCCAACCAGGAGCCUGCUGAGGUUGCAGAAGAGUGCUCAGGAAAGAAGAAGUCCAAGUUCCAGACUUUUAAAAACUUCUUUGUCAGGAAGAAGAAAAAGGAGCCAUCCGGGGAUGAUGCAGAGCUUCAAGGCAGCCAGUCGAGCGACAAUAUUAGUAAAACAUCCAAAAACAAUACACUCAGUCGCUCGGAGAAGGAGAAAGGGUCAAAGAUUAGCCUGGGCAGCAAGGCCUUGUCACACGACUCCGUCUUUGUCUCGGACUCGUCAGAGGCCAAUGAGGCUCUGGGGGCUUCUCAGGACAGCAUUCAUGGGAAAGUGAAAUCUCUUCAGCUCCAGCUGAAGCAGGCCAUCAGACUGGGCUCCCCUCCAUCGCUGAUGUGUGUCAAGAGGACAGAAGAUGCCGGAACCAUGUCGGAGGAUGACGGUCUGCCAUGCAGUCCCCCUGAGUCCACUUCAUCUCAAGCAGCCAUGAAUCAGGCCCAGAGAAACAGUUCCGUCAGCCUGGAGGGAUUAGACAGUGACGAGGACCAGUUGUCUUGCGCUGCUUCCAGCAGAGCAGUGAGCCCCCUGGUGACGGUUCCGGGAGAUUUCAGUCAGCCUGCAAGCCCAUUUGGCUGUCUGGAUAACUCUGCUGCCAAACACAAGCUGGGCCUGAGACACAAGGCCUGCAACAGGAGGAAACCUGCCAACAGGCUUGAAAUUCAAUCAGAGGAACACAACGGGAUGGAUGGAUCCCUGAGCAUCCACUUUCCAGAAGGUUUAGAAGCACAAGAGGAAGCGAAGAUAAGAGAUGUAAAUGGAGAUGCGCUGGAACAAAAGCUGAAGGAGGAAGACGAAGAUCCGGAGAAAGAGCGGCCCUUGUUGCAGGGAGCGGAGGGAGAGGAUGAGUCGGAAGCAGAGCAGGAUGUUUCACUCGCUCAGGACACUGCCUGUCAAUCAGAGGCGAUAGCAGCCGACAUUCAGUCUCCACCCUCCCCUGAUCUCAGUGCCAGAAGCUCCUCUCUGGACAGCCCCAGAGCCACGCCAGAGCCCCCCGUUGACCAUGAAGAUUUCCUGGAACAUUCACUUGUGAAUGGAAAAGAGGAGAACACGGAUGGACCAGAUCUGGCAGAAGACAAUGGAUUCGAGGAAGGUGUGGAGGAUGACAGCUCCUUCUUGCAGGAAGUGCUAAAUUCCCUGAAGACACCCCUACCUUCUUGCACUUCAUGUGUGGAUUCGGAGGAUGUUGUCCUGGAGGUGACGGAAGAGAACAAUGAGACAGAAGACCAAGAGGAGGUGAAGGAUGAGCCUGCAUUUGAUCAUCUUGCUCCUCGUGAUACCUUCCGAUUUGAUCAAUCCAACGAGGAAGAGACGAAGGAGGAGGUAGCGAUUUCGACGAGUCCUCAUCUGUAUGUUGACGAAGAGGAGGAAAGUGAAGAUGAUGAUGAAAAAGAAGAGGAGGAGGAAGAACCUGUCGUGGAACGAUUCACUCAGCCUUGCAUGCAGUUAGAUGAUGCGCCACCAGACUCGCCACGAAAAGCCAAACCUGAAGAACAAUUCGACCUGCCCCAAACCGAAUCAAAGCACUGGGAAGAACAAGAAACUGAAGCAAGUGAGGAAGAGCAGAAGCUGACAGAUGUUGAAGUGGUGGGAGAGGAUCCCGAGGUGAGGGUGGAUGAGGAGAUAGAGGAAAAACAACAGUGGAUGGAAGAAGAAGAAGAGUGGGAAAUGCUUCCUGAUGAAACGUGCCAAGAGGUUUGCAAUGUGUCCAUACUGCAGGAGCAGAGUGAAGCUGCAGAUGUUGAUGCCCUGAAUCACACCCAAUGCACACAUGAUAUCGAAACGCCACAAGAGUCAAAUGAUCCGGUAGCCGAGCCCGUACACGAGAGCCAAAUGUCCCCUCAUGAAAAUGACCGUGAAAGUCAAGAAAGACAGGGAGGAGCGCAGCAGGAUCACGACUUAAAGUGCACAGAGCUCCAUCCAGAACCACAGGAAGAAGCAGACCACAAUAAGGAUGGAGAUGUGGAGCAGGAAGAAUUGCUGGAGAUAAAAGAAGAGAUAGAAGUCAACCAAACAUCAUCACUUAGACUGUCUUGUUCCUCGUCACACUUUGAAUGUCCUUCACAAGACAGUGAGCCCCUCGCUCUAAGCACACCAAGCACUCCUAGUGAGACUGACACUUGCGUUGGGAUCGUCACUCCUCAAGAGAUCACCAUUCCCCGUGAGACUGCCACCAUUGGAGCGGCCGCCAUUUCCGCCGAAACCCUCCCUCAGAGCGAGACCAAAUCUCUUGCUGAGACCAACAUUCCCACUGAGACCUUCUCUAACACAGCGACCACUACUAUCCACAUGAACCUUGUCUCUCCAAACUCAGGGUUGGGCACUCUUGCCUUUCAGUUAUCCGCAACUGAUGAAGAUUCCAAAGUGGCAUCUUGCGAUACAACAGCAGAGCAACAGGAUGGUGAAGAGACCAUUGACGAGGUGAGAGAAAUAGAAGAAGAGCAGGUGACCCCGAGCUGUGAUACAGCGGCUGUUGUGGAAGAAAACAUUUCUCUUUCACCUGACGGGGAAGAAGUCAACCAGUCACUCGAAUGUCCCAAUGAGAGCAAAAUUCGCUUCACCGUCGCCCCCGCCUGGCAGAGAUCUCUCUCUAGUGGGGAGGCCAAAGAGAUCCUGCCCUCUUCCCCAAUGCCGCCCCUCAGCACAGGGCCUGGAGAUGAGGAUGCCCAGGAGGCCACCAUGAAGGACCCACAGGUGGAGGUCCAGGUGGAGAAAUGUGUGAAAACAACAGUGCCUGAUGGGACUGCUGUCAAAGCGCCAAAUGUGGUCCCGGACCCAGUCAGCGCGCAUACCUCAGCUGCAACAGCCAAAGAAGAGAGCCCUGUGGUAAUGGAGGGAAACUACAACACUCCCUUUGGAGUACGGCUGAGGAAGACAUCAGUUCUUCACCGCUUCAGCUCGGAAGAGGAAAACACGGAGGCACCCGCGGAGCCUCCAGCGCGGCCUGUUAGCUGUAAAGUUGAAGUGACCGGUUUCAAGCCCUCCACAAGUCAACCGGUCGGCACCAAACCUGCCCUUCCCAAGAAACCAGAUGUCCACGGGGAGACCGGAGUGAAAAGCAAGCGUGUCUCAGAGCCUGCUGCAGCUCGUGCUGUUUCUGCUGUCUCCGAGGGUCCCAGCUGGAUCUCCAUGGCCAGACAGAAACAGAAGAUCUAUAAAGAAAAUUCACUGGACGAGAUGACCGUCAAGAAGGAGGAACAAGACAGGGAGUCUUCGCUGCCUUCAUAUGUCAGCUCGGCAUUGAAGAAAGAACUCGGCACCAAACCACCUGAAUUCACUGGAAAUGUGAAUUCAUCAGAGAUGAGUAAGACAUCAUCAACUUCAGAAAACGAGACUAGGAAGUCUCUGUCCCCUGUGACUCCAGUGCCACCUCAACCUCCUAAAUCUCAGCUAUUUCCCUGCCCUGUCAGCCCCAAAAGCCCACUUCCCUCAGCCACCUCCAAACCUGCACCACAGGCCGUCCCCUUCCAUCGAUCCCUAUCUCCUCCGACUCCCGUUCCAGUUCCCAUAAAACCUCCUUCGGGCCCCAAACCCCCCACAGAACCCAAGCCAGCGCAGACCCCGCACACGACACUCUCCUCGCCUCCUUUUUCAUCAAGAAUCAACCCUCCGAUGCCGGCUUCAAGAGUUCCUGGCCUUUCCGGUCCAUCUGCAGCAUCUCAGCGCGGUCUCCCACCUCCAUCUUUGCCCCAGGAUGAGCCACCGUGGAUGGCUCUAGCCAAGAAGAAGGCCAAAGCCUGGAGCGAAAUGCCCCAGAUAGUUCAGUGACAGACGGGCCUCACAGAAAGUUCGGGUACUCUGGUCCAGUGUGACCUGUGUGUUGGAGGCCCAACAGGCUCACAUUUUGAGUUGACACGACAAAGAGUAUAAAUGGACCAUAAUGCAUUUGCACAUUAUUGAAAUGUUAUUGUUCUCUUCUCUCUUGCUUUCUUGCAACUUGUUUCUAAGCAUGUCUCACACAAAUUCUUUAUUUCUACAUGUACAGCAAUGUUGCAUUAAUGACAGGGUAAGUAUCCCUCCCCCCCAAAUUGUUUUUUUUUUUUUUGCGGAUACAACUCGGAAGGUUGAUCCACACGUGCACUUUUAUUAAUAAUAAAGUGCCUGUUCGAGAGGAGGAAAAAAAUAUUAGUCAGGAGAGGAGAAUUUACAAGUAAUUGUCAAAAUGACCACAAAAACAUCAACGUAGCCGUCUCAGACCUGCUACAUUAAAGAUGAAUCAACACUUUGGGUUCAGUAAGAUCCUCAAAUGUUUCACCGUCAAACAGCCUGUACUCGUAAUACGACCAUGCUUGUGGGGAAAAAUUCUUAAAAGUUAUGAGUUUACUCUAGUAAAUUACAUUUUUUUCCUCAUGUUGCAGCUGUUCUUGUCAUGUUAAUUUUUUUUUUCUCACAACUGUAUUUUUUUCUCAUUAUUUCACAUUGUACAACUUUUCUCUGCUAAGUGUUUACUGCCCUAACAGAGACCAAGAGAGCGAAGAGUCCAAGUCAAGACAGUGUGCUUAUUUUGGGACUUAAUCUAAAAUCACAUUUUGGAGAAAUGUGACCAGAUUGGAACAUUAUCUAAGUUAAAUGACCAAAAUUGUGCUGGUGUUUCACCAAAAUGAUUUAACCUGCAUUUCCUUAACGGGCCGCAAUUACUUUUCAGAUGGUCAGUGUAUUUUUAAGUCUUUUGUCAUCCUAUAGGAACACGAUCUUAAAAGAAUUAUUACAUGGAUUUAAGUCUUUUUUUGUAUUUUUUUUUAAUUGCAUCAUUAUGUUGGAAGCAAUAUGGGGGCUGUUUAAUUUCUGAAUCACAACCAAAUGUACAGUAUGCUAAUAUUGCAGAUAAUCUUAUAAAGAAGCAGUCAAUAGCCAUUUAGAGAUUGAUGUUCUGCUAAUGCAGAGAAAACCAGCAAGAAAGACAACAGAGAUUGCAUUGCUUUCAAAUUCAUCUAUCUCACUAUGAGUUAUAUGUGUUUGUUUUAUUUCGUAUUGCCUUUUGAGUAUUUUUCGUGUACAUACAUGGUGCAGUAAAUAACAAAUGACAAUAUUUUUCUGUGUUUUUGUCUCAUCACCCUUUUUUCUCUACGCUGACUUUUACAAGAAUGACAAUGAUCAUGUGAGCUAAAAAAAAAUUACUUUGUGUCAUUCUGAUUUAAAAAAAAAACACCAUGCUAAAUUCUCAGCUGAAUUAACAGGUAACCUUCAGGGGUUUUCACAUUUUCAAACAUGAAAAAUGGUUUU
Molecule: messenger RNA, 5564 nt
Organism: Hippocampus comes (tiger tail seahorse)
Lineage: Eukaryota; Metazoa; Chordata; Actinopteri; Syngnathiformes; Syngnathidae
Product: proteoglycan 4
Exons: 18
Coding region: 192-4109 (1305 amino acids)
Source: RefSeq, a predicted model, not a curated record